AAUUACGUAAUUACCUUUGUCGUUCGAAGGAAAAUACGUGACAAAUGUCAACGUAUUUAAAUUAAAGGAAAAACAGCUGCGGGAUCAUGUUUAUCACUUAUUAAAUCGUUUUUCUAGUAGUAAUUUAACAAUUUCAAUUGUACUCUAAAUGUUUCCCAUUGCACAAAAAGUAGAGUACGUAUUGCAGCUGUUUGGAGCUCAUUGUAAUAGCAACAAUAAGAACAUAACCUAAAAAUAUGUUCUCAACAAAGGAUUUAAGUAAAGUAGAUUAUAUUAGUUUAAAUAUUCACGACACCUCUUCCUUUGCUCGAGGAACUUCUCGUAGUCUCUGGAGGAAAUGGAAUCAACUGUCUCGAUUUCAAAGAAAUGUGUUUUACUUUGCCAUUAUUACUGUCGCUCUUUUAAUCUUCUAUUUACUUCCCGGAGGUGCAAGAAAUAUUCUAAUUGAAACUGAAAAUAGUUUUGAUACCGGGAAAAUUAGUCUCGAAACUCCAAAACCAAACAAGUUGGGAGAUGUGUUGGUCGUUGAUAAUGUUGAUCCGGCAAAAAUAUUAGACACUGGGGAUGUGAUAGAGGAGCCCCAGUUUCAACAGGAACUUAAUCAAGUUGAUGACGAUCAGAUUGGCGAACCACCACAACCGAAGACAAUUGGACUUAAAUUUACCGGUCCUCAAAAUGAUAGGCAGAAAGCUGUGGUGGAAGCCUUUAGGCAUUCCUGGGCUGGAUACAAAAAGUAUGCUUGGGGCCACGAUAACGUUAAACCGAUAUCAAAAGGAUAUCACGAAUGGUUUAAUUUGGGUCUUACAAUUGUAGAUUCUUUAGAUACUAUGUACAUAAUGGGUUUAAAUGAAGAAUUUAAAGACGCCCGUGAUUGGGUAGAACAUUCUCUAGUGUUCACAUUGAACAGAGAUGUAAAUUUAUUUGAAGUUACUAUAAGAGUACUUGGGGGUUUAUUGGCCGCUUAUCAUUUGUCUAGUGAUAAGCUUUUCCUUGACAAGGCAAUUGAUCUUGGCGAUCGAUUGUUGCCCGCAUUUUCCACACGAUCUGAUGUUCCCUAUUCGGAUGUAAAUUUAGGCAUGAGAAGUGCUCAUAGUCCUAAAUGGGGUCCGGAUAGCAGUACAAGCGAAGUGACUUCCAUUCAAUUAGAAUUUCGUGAUUUGAGCCGCAGUUCCGGCCAACCGCGAUUUGAGGCUGCCGCCGCCAAAGUUUCCGAACACAUUCAUCGAUUAGAAAAAUAUGACGGUUUAGUUCCAAUUUUUAUAAAUGCGAAUACAGGAAUGUUUCGAGAAUACGCAACGAUAACGUUCGGAGCACGAGGCGACAGUUAUUAUGAAUAUUUACUGAAACAAUGGAUCCAAACAGGAAAAACUAUUGAUUAUUUAAGAGACGAUUAUUUAUUGGGCAUUGCUGGAAUGCAGAAGCAUUUAGUCAAAACAACAGCUAAUAAUAAGUUGCACUUUUUAGCCGAACUUGUCGGAGCUGCAAGAGAAAUGAAACCAAAAAUGGAUCAUCUUGUUUGCUAUUUAAUCGGAACUCUUGCUCUUGGCUAUCAUAAUGGUCUGCCUUAUACGCAUAUGGAUCUCGCACAUAAAUUAGUUAAAACUUGUUACGAAACUUAUGCCAUUCAACCAACUUUCCUCGCUCCUGAAAUCACAUAUUUCAACGUUUUGAACUCACUGGAUAAUAAUCCAAUGUACGUGAAGUCAAAUGACGCGCAUAAUUUAUUACGUCCAGAAUUUAUAGAAAGUUUAUAUUACAUGUGGUAUUUCACGGGCAACAAAACUUAUCAAGAAUGGGGUUGGAAAAUAUUUCAAGCAUUUGAGAAUUAUACCAAAGUUGAAAAUGGAUACACAAGUAUUGGAAAUGUUCGAAAUAUUCAGAAUACUCGUCCUAAGGACAUGACUGAGAGUUUCUGGUUUGCUGAAACCUUAAAGUAUCUUUAUCUUCUCUUCGACGAUAGUAGACAAUUAAUAAAUCUCGACAAAUGGAUCUUCAAUUCCGAGGGACAUCCAUUGCCAAUAUAUGAGACAUAAAUUGCAAUGAAUUUUAUAUGGUUAAACACCAUAUAAUGACAUUUAAAUUUCUUGCAAUGAAUUUAUGGUUCACACACCAUAAUUAAUGGCCAGUUUAGAAUUUCAGUUGAAGAACGAAGACAAUUUUUGGCUCGACGCCAAAUCACUUCUCAUUUUCAAUGUUUCUCAUCACAAUUAUUAUUCAAAUCACCCACUACUAGGAGUGGACAUUUUUUUCAACUAUCUGACACAGUAAGUACUACGACAUUUUUUUUUCUUUCUAGAGUCUUCCAUUUUUAAAUUUUAGUUUCUUUUUACGAUUUACGAUUAUUAUUUUUAUUUUAGAAUGAUUCGAAAAUCGUUACUUAAUUUUCUU
Leptopilina heterotoma is the source of this 2388-nucleotide messenger RNA. It is a transcript of the gene alpha-Man-Ib, whose product is annotated as endoplasmic reticulum mannosyl-oligosaccharide 1,2-alpha-mannosidase. NCBI's taxonomy places the organism in Eukaryota, Metazoa, Arthropoda, Insecta, Hymenoptera, Figitidae. Bases 237 to 2033 code for a protein of 598 amino acids. Gene Ontology annotation, molecular function: mannosyl-oligosaccharide 1,2-alpha-mannosidase activity; calcium ion binding. Gene Ontology annotation, biological process: N-glycan processing; carbohydrate metabolic process. Gene Ontology annotation, cellular component: endoplasmic reticulum; membrane. The transcript is spliced from 11 exons. The record is from RefSeq and is a predicted model, not a curated record.